Nicotiana attenuata is the source of this 1865-nucleotide messenger RNA. Its product is annotated as omega-3 fatty acid desaturase, chloroplastic. The record is from RefSeq and is a predicted model, not a curated record. Gene Ontology annotation, biological process: lipid metabolic process. Gene Ontology annotation, molecular function: oxidoreductase activity, acting on paired donors, with oxidation of a pair of donors resulting in the reduction of molecular oxygen to two molecules of water. NCBI's taxonomy places the organism in Eukaryota, Viridiplantae, Streptophyta, Magnoliopsida, Solanales, Solanaceae. The transcript is spliced from 8 exons. Bases 317 to 1633 code for a protein of 438 amino acids.
CCAACACAACCAAUUGGACUAUGAAUAGAUAAGGAAAAACAAGACAAUCAACAAGCAACACAAGUUAAGGUUGGUUUUUGUAGCUCUAGUUGAAGCUUAGAUUUCCCCUUGAGUUAUCUUCACAUAUCCAUUUCUCUCUCCACCCUACCUAUAGCCUAAAAACCAACCAAUAAAAAAACAAAUAAUUCAUAACAAACACACAUUUUUUGAGACUUGUCCUAAACACCCUUUUUAUAUUUUCCUGUAUUAGCAUUAGUUUCCCCAUCUUUGCAUCUCUCUCGAGAGAUUCAGAGUUGAAGAAAAUCUCUCUCCUUCAAUGGCAAGUUGGGUUUUAUCAGAAUGUGGUCUUAGACCACUCCCAAGAAUCUACCCAAAGCCCAGAACUGGGGCCGCCACUUGUGCCUCUCACAUAAAGUUGAGAAUUUCACGUACAGAUCUGAGUGGUUCUUCAAUUUCUUUGUCUAAUACUUAUAAAGAGAGGAAUUGGGCAUUGAGGGUAAGUGCACCACUUAGGAUCCAAACUGUCGGAGAAGAGGAAAGUGAGAGAACAACAGAUAAUGAGUUUUUUGACCCAGGGGCACCCCCACCAUUUAAGUUGUCUGAUAUUAGGGCAGCUAUUCCUAAGCAUUGUUGGGUCAAGAAUCCAUGGAAAUCUAUGAGUUAUGUUGUUAGGGAUGUUGCUAUUGUAUUUGGAUUGGCAGCUGCGGCUGCUUAUUUCAACAAUUGGGUUGUUUGGCCUUUGUAUUGGUUUGCUCAGAGUACUAUGUUUUGGGCUCUCUUUGUUCUUGGUCAUGAUUGUGGACAUGGAAGUUUUUCAAAUAACCACAAGUUGAAUAGUGUUGUUGGACAUAUCCUUCAUUCUUCAAUUCUUGUUCCUUACCAUGGAUGGAGAAUAAGUCAUAGGACACAUCAUCAGAACCAUGGACAUGUUGAGAAUGAUGAGUCAUGGCAUCCUAUACCUGAGAAGAUUUACAAUAGUUUGGAUCUUGCCACAAAGAAAUUAAGGUUCACUCUGCCCUUUCCCUUGUUGGCAUACCCUUUCUAUCUGUGGAGUAGAAGCCCUGGAAAGAAAGGGUCUCACUUUGAUCCAAACAGUGAUUUGUUUGUUCCAAGUGAGAAGAAAGAUGUGAUGACUUCAACUUUGUGUUGGACAGCUGUGGCUGCAUUGCUAGUGGGAUUGUCCUUUGUAAUGGGUCCUUUCCAAGUGCUUAAGCUCUAUGGCAUCCCCUAUUGGGGCUUUGUCAUGUGGCUUGACUUAGUUACCUACUUGCAUCACCAUGGUCAUGAUGAUAAACUUCCUUGGUACAGAGGAGAGGAAUGGAGUUAUCUUAGAGGAGGGCUUACAACGCUUGAUCGCGAUUAUGGAUGGAUUAACAACAUCCACCAUGACAUAGGAACACAUGUGAUACAUCAUCUAUUCCCUCAAAUCCCACACUAUCAUUUGGUGGAAGCAACUGAAGCUGCUAAGCCAGUGUUAGGGAAGUAUUAUAAGGAGCCAAAGAAGUCAGGGCCUCUACCAUUUUACUUGUUGGGAGUUCUCAUAAAGAGUAUGAAGCAGGAUCACUAUGUGAGUGACACUGGUGAUAUAGUAUAUUAUCAAACUGAUCCUCAGCUUUCAGGGUCUCAGAAAUAGAAUCCUAUACUACAAUUUUAAAGCAGGUGAUUAUUUUUCACUAACACUAUGGCCAUUAAAGAAUGGAGAAGGCAUAUAAAGUCUGUAGAAGAGCAGUUUCAAUUGUUGCCAUAUUGUAAUAAUUGAGUGGAGAAAGAAAUUGUCUCCAGGUAGGGUUGGCCAAGAAAGUUUGUUAUUUGUAUUCUUCAUUGUGAAAUGAUUAUAGAAACAUACUCUGUCCCACCAUUUUUUU